Astyanax mexicanus (Mexican tetra) is the source of this 7742-nucleotide messenger RNA. It is a transcript of the gene bcl11ba, whose product is annotated as BAF chromatin remodeling complex subunit BCL11B a. The record is from RefSeq and is a predicted model, not a curated record. Gene Ontology annotation, biological process: positive regulation of transcription by RNA polymerase II. The transcript is spliced from 3 exons. NCBI's taxonomy places the organism in Eukaryota, Metazoa, Chordata, Actinopteri, Characiformes, Acestrorhamphidae. Gene Ontology annotation, cellular component: nucleus. Gene Ontology annotation, molecular function: DNA-binding transcription factor activity; RNA polymerase II cis-regulatory region sequence-specific DNA binding. The coding region runs from base 195 to 2636 and encodes 813 amino acids.
ACAAACUAAAAAAAACACACAAAGUCAGGAGGAGAGGAGAGAAAAGAAGAAGGAAAGGAGAGAGAGAAAGGAGAAAGAAGAGAAAGAAGAGGAGAAAUAAGAGGAAGAGGAAGAGAAAGAGGAGGAGGAGGAGAGGCCACCUCGCCAUCCGUUGUGCACCGUCUCCGGGCGAUGCCAGUGUAAAUGCCAGGGCAAUGUCCCGUCGCAAGCAGGGAAACCCUCAGCAUCUGUCGCAGAGAGAGAGCAGGACGCCGGACGCUGAGCAUGUGGAUGCGGGAAUGCCCGUGGCCGAACUGCCCCCUCACCCCCACACGCUGCUGGAGCCCAGCAUGGCCAGCUCGCUGCCCCCCGGCCUGGGGGACCACGACUUGCUGACCUGCGGCCAGUGCCAGGAGACGUUCCCCCUGGGGGAGAUCCUGCUCUUCAUCGAGCACAAGAAGAAGCAGUGCCAGAGCCUGACGGGCGUCCACGGCUGCUAUGACAAAACGGUGGACCGCAGCAGCCCCUCUCCGCCGCGGGCCGAGCUGAGGAAGGUGGUGGAACCGGUCGAAAUCGGAAUCCAGGUGACACCCGAGGAGGAAGAUGAGAGACUGUUGACGCCUCCGAAAGGAAUUUGCCCCAAGCAAGAGAGCGGCCUGCCAGGUCGAGAUGAACCUUCAAGCUACACGUGUACAACAUGCAAGCAGCCGUUUCCCAGCGCAUGGUUCCUCCUGCAACACGUCCAGAACACGCACGGGAUCCGUAUCUACCUGGAGUCCAACCUGUCCAAUGUUUCGCUCACCCCGCGGAUCGCCAUCCCUCCUCCAGUUGGUGCUGAAUCCAUACCCCAGUCACCCCUCACCAACUUCCUGGGGGACAACAACCCCUUCCACCUGCUUCGGAUGCCCAUGCUCCGGGAACCCCCUCCUGGCUUCGUGGAAAAUCGCCUACCAAACACGCCCCCCUUCGUCAGCCCGCCUCCCCGGCACCACUUAGACCCCCAUCGCCUGGAACGCCUUAGCGCAGAAGAAAUGGGUUUGAUUUCCCAGCAUCCCAGUGCCUUCGAGAGAGUGAUGCGCCUGACGCCCAUGGGCAUGGAGACCCAGUCCAUGGAUUUCUCCCGCCGCUUGCGAGAAUUGGCGGGGAACACAAAUUCCACCCCUCCGCUCUCACCCAGCCGCGGCAACCCUAUGCACCGCCUGCUCAACCCAAACCCCUUCCAGCCCAACCGCAAGUCACCCUUCCUCAGCACUCCUCCUCUACCGCCGAUGCCCCCGAGCAGCACCACUCCACCUCAGACGCAAGACAAGAGCAAGUCCUGCGAGUUCUGCGGCAAAACCUUCAAGUUCCAGAGCAACCUGAUCGUGCACCGGCGGAGCCACACGGGAGAGAAGCCUUACAAGUGCCAGCUGUGUGACCAUGCCUGCUCGCAGGCCAGCAAACUCAAGCGCCACAUGAAGACCCACAUGCACAAGUCAGGAUCCAUCACGGGGCGUUCCGACGAUGGGCUUUCGGCCACCAGCUCGCCGGAGCCGGGUACCAGCGAUGUUGCCGGAGAGGGCAUGAAAGGUCGAGACGGUGAUUUCCGAGGAGAGGGACUGGGUCCUGACAACGAGGAGGAAGAGGAAGAAGAGGAAGAAGAGGAGCUGGAAAACGAGAGCAGGCCCGAAUCCAACUUCAGCAUGGACUCGGAGCUGAGCCGCAACCGGGAGAACGGUUCCAAACCCCCCGCGGAUGAGAAGGGACUGUCUCUGAGCAAGAUGGUAGAAACCGUGGGGUUGAACUCCAUCCAGCAGUACAAUAACUUGAUCGUCGACAAUCGGAAAAGGCUUCCCUUCAUGAAGAGGAGCUCUGACGGACAGAGGGACACCGGAGACGAGGAUUCGGUAGUCGGGGUGAUGGAUCACCAGAUGGAGCGGCCCACCAUCAACGGCAGGAACUGUGGCUCGGGCGACUCUUUCUCAGGCCUGUUCCCUCGCAAGCCCACGCCCAUCACUAGCCCCAGCUUGUCCAACUCCUCCAACAAGAGGAUCAAAAUUGAGAAGGACUUAGACAUGCCCCCGGCGCCGCUGAUCCCUUCCGAAAACGUCUACUCCCAGUGGCUGGUGGGCUACGCGGCUUCGCGGCACUUCAUCAAAGACCCCUUCUUGGGCUUCACCGACUCCAGACAAUCUCCUUUCGCCACAUCCUCCGAGCAUUCCUCAGAGAACGGCAGCCUGCGGUUCUCCACGCCGCCCGGGGACCUGCUGGACGGGGGACUCUCCGGCCGCAGCGGGACGGCCAGCGGGGGAAGCACCCCCCAUUUAGGUGGGGGUGCGGGGCCGGGCCGACCCAGCUCCAAAGAGAGCCGACGUAGCGACACCUGCGAAUACUGCGGCAAGGUGUUCAAAAACUGCAGCAACCUGACAGUCCACCGGCGAAGCCACACGGGCGAGAGGCCCUACAAGUGCGAGCUGUGCAACUACGCCUGCGCCCAGAGCAGCAAACUCACGCGCCACAUGAAGACGCACGGGCAGCUCGGUAAGGAAGUGUACCGCUGUGACAUUUGCCAAAUGCCCUUUAGCGUCUACAGCACGCUAGAGAAACACAUGAAAAAGUGGCACGGGGAACAUUUGAUGACGAACGAGGUCAAAAUCGAACAAGCCGAGAGAAGCUAAGCCAGAUUUUUUUUUUUGUUUUCCUAUUUUGCCUAACAAUUCCUUGAAUAUUAAAAAAGGGUAGCUGGAUACUCUGUUUUUCCUUUUUCAAAUAAUAAUAAUAAUAAUGAUAAUAAUAAUUUUAGUUAGAUUUUUUUGGUGUUUUUGCCUAAGAAACUGCCAUCUGAGAAAGAGAGAUAGAAAAAAAAAACCAUACAGCAGCAAAGGGAAGUUUUGGAGUAAUUGGAGCGGGUCUAAACUGCCUGAUUUGGCAUUUUUAUUUCAGUCUAUCAGUGGAUGAAUUGAAUUAAAUGAUGUUUUAAAUGGAGCCUUUAACUGUGCAAUAAUUUCUGUAUUUAUUGGAUUUCGUAAAUGAUGUUUUGGCAUGUGCAGGUGCAUUUUAUUUUUUCAUUUUGUAUUAUUUUAUGAUUUCGAAUGCUGGGAAAUUUAUUUUAUUUUUUUACUUUUUUUUACCCAGAGAAAAAAAAAAUACCUGAGAUUUUUUUUUUUUUUUUUCAGAACAGAGUACGAUUUUGAGAAAAUCUAGGCCGCUGCUUAUUGUUUUAUUUGUAUUAUAUUUAAGCUACAUGUAAUUUCUUGAAGAGAAGCCGAAUUCAAUCUUCAGUUGAAUUGGGAAAGCAGAACUGAGAAAGCUAUCAUAUAUUUUUCUUUUUUCUUUUUGUUUUUUCGUUCCUCUCUCUGCUUUUUUUUUUCUUCUUUGUUGUUGUUUAUUAUGAUUAUUAGUCAUGAUAGGAUGUAAGCGGACAACAAUCCUUAGACCUUGUAGUUUCAAACGUGUCAAUCUAAUUGGGGAUGUAGCACUGAAUGUCAGAUGUGACGGUAAACCUGGAGGAUCCUGCUGUUUCUCCCGGCCGUAAAUCAGGCGGGAGAGACGGGAAAAGGAAGAUAAUAAUGAAAUAAUGAUGAUAAAUAAUAAUAAUGAUGAUGAUCACAAAGGCAGCUGCUUUCAGGUACCUAGUACCAACCCAGACAAAGCCAGUCAAACAAUCUUUUGCUUCUGGAUCAUUUUUUAAUAACUCCUUUAGUUCACGCUGAGACUGUUGAUCCUGAAAAGCACUCGCUCUCAUCAGCUGUCGUGCCGACGAGCUUAAUCACGGUGUUCCCUUUGCUUUCACCCCUUUUUCUUUUCCUCUCUUUCUCCGUGCUCGUCGGGUUUACACCGUUUACCACUGCUCCUCCCGGCCACUCUACUCUUUAUCAAUGCCAAGCCGUUCGCUCCAGUAGUUCAGUCCAAUCGGACCUGCUGUGAUUUUUCCACACAGAUCUUAGAUUACGCCCAGAUUACAUCCAGAUUAUGGCACUGAUUCAAACCCUGACUACAUACCUGUUCACUGCAUUACUGCGUUAUUACUGCAUUAUUACUGUGUUAUUAAAGUGUUAUUACUGCAUUACUGCAUUACAAUUACACUGCUGCUACUUUAGUACAGUACAUACUAAAGUAACAACACUUUUAAGUACAGUGGCAACACACAGAUACAUUUCUGAACAUUUCUGAGCUCUUAUUUCUUUUCCCUCAUUUUUUAAAAAUUCAUUUUUUAAUUUUUAUUUUAAUUUUUACCAUUUUAUGUUGCACUUUUUUUUUACCAAGCUCUCGUUUAGCCUAAAUCUCAACACCCCUCCCCCACACACAGACACUCAUAUUAUGUCUAAAUGUCUAUGUAUACUGCAUUACAUAAUUAUUAUUAGUCCUAAACGUACCUAGAUGCAAACACACUCAUGCAAACAUGCAUAUAUGUUAUGUUAUAUCUAGACGAUGAUCUAUUGAUUUACAGUUAUUGACCACUAUACAUGUCUUCUAUUCCAAUGUUUUAUUUUAAAAUCUUGAGUUUGCAUCUGUGCCUCCAACUUAACCAGAUCAGCUUUUAGAGUUUUUACAGUUGUUGUAAUCAUACAUCAAUUAAUGAGGGUGAAUUAUAGGUGAUUGAGAUUGGAAAAAUUAAUAGCCAAACUAAUGUCAAUUUGUGUAAGUUUUAAGACGUUACAUUUCUGUGUUAAAAAAUGAUUGUUUUUUUUAAUAAUGCAUUGUUCCCUUUCCUCAAGAAAAUGACAAUAAACAUCCCAAUCACUUUUAAUUCACCAUACCUGUGAAAAACUAUAUUUAUAUAUUUCUGUGUAUAUGUGGAUGAUGUUGUUGCUUAUCUGGUUAACUUGGUGCAGGCAGUUAUAUAUUAGUUAUAUACAGUAUAUAUAUAUAUAUAUAUAUAUAUAUAUAUAUAUAUAUAUAUAUAUAUAUAUAUAUAUAUAUAAAUAUGCAGAUUAUUUCACACUAGAGAGUAAGUGUCUGUCCUUAAUCUGUUGAGCCCAAACAGUAAGACUUUCUUUCUUUUUUCUUUCUUUCUUUCUUCUCAUUCAGGACUUCCUGUGAUGUGUAGUUGAACGCACUCUAAGAAGUACAGUAGCAACACACAGACGAGUUUCUGAACAUUUCUGAGCUCUUUUUUUUCCUCCCCUACUUUAUUAUUUUUAUUUUUUCAUUUUUAUUUUAAUUUUUUUUUAUUGUUUAUUUUUUUUUUACAUUUUAUGUCUUCACCAAGCACCAACUCCUUUAGGUUUAAAUCACAACCCCACCCCACGCCCCACGUUGAACACACACUUAUAGUACAUUAGGGCCAAGCCAAUGUAGAAGUUUUAAAAUGGUAAAAUUGAGGGAAUUUUUGGUUUGAAGCAAAAAAAAAAAAAAAAAAACAAAGGAAAAAACAUCCUCAGCUCUUCGCAGUUGACCCGCACUUUAUGAUUUGUUUUCCGCGUUCACGAACAAUGGAGAGAACGGCUUCAGAGCAAGAAAUUACGCUGAAAGGAUUUAGUGGGUGAAGGGAGCGUCUGAGAUUCGAGUGCCAGCGUUCGUUGCUAGGCUUGGCUUUCACAGCGCUGGCACUAUAAAAAGUGAAAUUAAUUUAUUUGGACAGUUUUUGUACUGCCAUUCAAUUUGACAUGAGUGUGCCUUGAAUACUGAUCUUCCUAUUUAUUGUCUUGCAAGACAAAUGCAACAUUUCUUUCAUUUUUCUUUUUUAUUUUAUUUUAUUUUCUUCUUUGUCAAGCGAAGAAUUGACUUCAAAAAAAAAAAAGAAAAGGCAAAAAUGUGUCCAUAUAUAGAGUUUUAAACUUUUAAAAAGUUUUAAUCUGCUUCUAAAAUUUGAAAAAAAGAAAAUUCUGAAUAUGUGAAUCAGAGAUUCAUUCAUUUUUUCUUUUUAAAGAAAAUAAAAAAAUAGAUAAUAAAAGUUUUUUUUUUUUUUUUAAAGUUGAAUAAAGGUAAAAGUAAAGUAGCCAGCACAAUACUGAGUCUGUGUCUGUGUGUGUAUAUAUGUAUGCAUAUGUACAUACAAUAUAAUGGCACAACGAACCACACAAACACACAUACACACGUACACACACAAACACACACCAAAACACAUUUUAGACGUUAUAUAUGUAUGAAUUCUUCUUCACUUCAGGAUAAGACUGAUAAGACUGCGUCCCUUUGGUCAAAUUGUAUAGAUUUUUUUUUGGUUUUGUUUUUUCCAGAAGAUUCUUUUUUGCUACAAAUAGUCAAGGAAGAGACUGGACGAAAAAUCAGGAAACUACGGUAAAAAAAAAAAAAAGACUUUAGUGCACUCUGUCUUAAAAAUACGUUUACAGUAUUGAAACAAGUACAAGGGUAAAAAUGAUAUUUGUGUGUAUGUGUGUUUUAAACAAAUGAGAUUUUUUUUUUAAUUUUAUUUGUUUUGCUACUUUUUUUUUUCAAGGUUGCUUCUAAAGUUUCUCUGAAUGCCACAGUGGUUAUGUGUAUAUUGGAAUCUUUUUUUUUUUUUUUUUUUUUUUUUUUCGGUGAUGGGGUUUUAGUAUAUAUAUAUAUAAAUAUAUAAAUAUAAAUAUAUAUAUUACAUUUUUUUCUUGUUUACUGUAAAAGUAUACCAGUAUUUGUAAUAUUGGAGAAUGCCUGGGCAUUUUAGAAAAAAAAAGAAAAAAAAAUGAAUUUUGAAUUUUGAUUUUUUUUUUUUUAUUAUUAUUCUUUUUUUUUUGUUUGUUUUGUUUUUUCAUAUUUGCAGUCCAACUUAAAUUGUGGGUCUCUUAAAAUGGUUUUUGUCACUGUAACUGUAAAAGUCUUGAGUUUUAGUAGCUUUUUUCUGCCUUGGGUGUAAGAAAAUAAAGACAAAUUGACAAUAAAGACAAAGUGAACUGCAAAAAGCUGCAGAGCCCUUCGAGGCUGAGGGACCAGCGUAUACAGAAAAUUAUACCCCCUCUACACCCCCUUUACACCCUCUUUACAUAUUACACACACAUACACACAGAGAGAAAACCUAGCAAACAUUGUUCCAGACAUAUUUUUAUGAUUUUUUUUUUUUAAAGAAAGAGAAAAAUGCCUAUUUCUUGUCAUCUGUAUCUGUUUUUGUUUCAUCUGGAAUGGAUUCUCUGUAAUGGCUGGAUUGAAAUACACGUGUAGACACUUGCUGUCUUGUAUUUUGAACUUGUGUGCGCUCCCGAGUCUCUCGUUAGAGAGCGGACGAUGAGUACCAUUGUGUCAUUUUUGUUCUUUUCGUUUUUUUGUUCCUCUCUAAAAGAAAGGUGCAGAUUAAACCGAAGAGACACGACCGCGAGCUGCCGCCGCCGCAGAUCCGUUUCAAUUUGGCGGGAUUAAAAAACGAAUUUAAAAAACGAAUUAAAUAAAAAAAGAAAUUGCAUUUGUCGAGAUGAAACUUUGUAUAGAAGGGAUUGAAAGGUUGUCCCACAGCCUUUUUACUGUAGCUACAUAUAUGAAAGUAAAUGUUUUGUUCACUAUUAUAUUGGUUGUAAAUAAUUUUUUAAUGCUUACCCAGACCUUGUUUUUUCAUUUUUGUUCCAUUUUAUUUGUGCGUGUUCUGACUGGCACUGGCAGCAAAAACUGUCUUUUUAACCCGUCUGCCUCUUCACCGAUACCCUGCCCCCCUCCCACCCCCCCGAAUUCCCCCAAAGCCCUGUCUGUUUCGAUUCUGAGUGUAAAACCCGGUUCUUUAUGGGGCCUGCGAAGUGCAGCUCUCUUAGCAUGAGAAGAAUAGAGCACAAAUACAAACUGUUUUACUUGUCGAACUCAUUAUUGCUCAUUUGUGUCAUCAUUUUGUUUCCAACGAGUAAAGAAAGCUUCAUUCUCUC